ACUCAUGGCAGAACGAGUACCACAGGAUGUGAUACUCAGAACACACAGUGUGAGAAGGUCGCUUCGUGUGGAGUAGUGUUGUGGCGAACACUUCAUCACACGCCUGGAACUAUGGCGAAAGUGCUGCUGUUGUUGAUCCUGACGGUGAUUUAUGAAGGUGCCGCUCAGACCAAUGACUGCGAUCAUAUUGACCAGGACUUAAAGGACGGAGACGUGGAGCUCGUCGCAAGCGGAAGCUUUAUAGAUUCUCAGAAAGAAAUUGACGUAUAUUUCAAGAUGGAUGACGUGAACUUGAAGGACGUCCGUAUUAACUUGAAGGAAAGAAAUGGCAAUCAGCAGUCCGAAUGGUUCCCUUUCGAUGAUGGAUGUUCCCAGCACGGAAAUCAUUCUGAAUGGCGAAUGUUGAAGGUUUCGUACACAACAGACAGCAUCCGUGUUAGCGUCUCAACUGAAAAUUAUUCAUGCCAGAGUAGGUGCUUGAUCAGCUCUCCUUGGCAACUUCCCCUGGACUUCUGUGUGAUAGCCUCCGGGCCCUCCCAGUGGUUGUGGAAAUGGUCAUCCAACUGUUCCCCAACAUUCAAAACCUUUAACGGAACAUCAAAAUAUUCCACCCUGUCUACUUACAUUGCACCCAAGACGAAGCUGUUUGCAGCCAUGGUGGUGAUGAUUGUGCUCUCGGUGAUGGCGUUGGUGUUACUGGCGUCUGUGGUGCUGAUUGUGUGGUGGAAGAAGCAGCGGCAUCAGCAUCCAGGAACACAAAAGGAGCAGAUUUACGACACCUUCACUUUCCAACGCACACGCGGUGACCAGUCAGGUGCCAAGCGCGGCGCCGUACGGAAUGGAUCAAAAAAAGCCACGGAAUCUGCUUUAUAUGAAAAUUUGAACUUAUACGAUGAUGUUGCAGCUGUACGCCCUGAGUCCGCCGUGUACGUCAAUGCUCCACUCUACGAUGACGUGGUCUCUGCAUAACUCAGGGGGCCGCAGCAGCAGCCACGCACCCACGACUAGUUCCAUCACCAGGGAGAGUGAGUCAGGCAGUCAUGAUGAAACAGAAGUGAAGAAAAAUGCAAUGUAAUCAGAUGAUGUAUUCUAUAAAGAUAUGGUGGUUGUGCGGUACGGCCACUUUCUCCAACACACACACACACACACACACACACACACACACACACACACACACCACAAAUUUUACGUUACGCAAAUAUAUUGAAGUUAUAAUAACCCAAAUUGGAGGAAAGAUGACAGAGAGAAGAUAAUAUUAUGGUGUAUAAAUGUGACAAAAAAGAAAGAAAAAGAAAAGGUAGAUAUAGAAGAUUUGUACCCAGUCAAAACCCAACGUCAAGAGGAUUUUUUUUUUUUUUUUAUUAUGUAAGAGGAUUACUGGUCGAGGGAAACAAUGGGGAGAGAAAAAAAAAAACAGCACAAGACAGGAGGAAAUAAGAAUGUGGAAAAAAAUAUAUAGAUAGUUAAAUACAAUAGAUAAGUUGAAUACACUACCAGAGGAAGUGGUGUAUGCGAACAAUAUACGUAGAUUUUAAGGAAAAUAUAACAUAACAAGUUAUCGUAAUACAAAAAGGCAAAUACAUUAAAGUUAUAUUUAUCAUAGCACGACAUUAGACCAGUUCUCUGAUAGUCAACCUGGAUGCAUGAUCUUUUUCAAAGGGUACUUGGAAAUAAUGGCGUACAACAUGGAGGGGUACAUGACAUGGCUAGUGUGUGCAAAAAAAAAAAAAAAAAAAAAAAAAAAAAAAAAAGAAAAGAAAAAAAAAGUUUUUUGGGAGGAAAUGUUUCGCACGUAGCCUAACACGUACAUGCACUCUUACACACAUGGUCUGUGUGUACAAGAGUGCACCAUAGGAUAUAUGUGUUAGGAGAAAAUGGAGUGUCUUGUAACAAAUGAAUUUAAAUUAAUAUUAAAGCAUUACAAAUGAUUUAUUAUGUCAAUAUAUUACACUCAGACGCAACUCACGCCUCACAGGUUUGAGAUGUGGCAAUUUGUUUCAUUAUAGAUUUAGCUCUCAUAUAACAAUUAUUUGCAAGCAUUUUCUAUGCUUAAUAUAGAGACCUAAUAUUCUAUUGUGCAUUUUCACUCUCAAACCAAGAGAAAAACGAGAAAUAUUCAUGUAUUUUUUUGUAUUUAAUCGUCCUAGGCGCGAGGAUACCUAUAUGCAUUUCUCAAAAGCUCCUGGAAAAGUGCAUGAACUUAGGAUAGGUUGAAAACCUUUGGUCUAGCUUACUGUACAUGCUUUUGGCUGGCUCUUCCCCUUUGAUUGUCCAGGUGUCUCUCGGACUCUCGGUUCACACGUUAUGUAGGGACUUCCAGGCAUCGUGUAAACAGAAAUAGUGCAUAAAAAAAUAAAUAAAUAGAUAAAAUAAAAAUAGAAAUAAAUAAAUAAAUAGAUAAAUAAAUAAUAAUAAUAAUAAUAAUAAUAAUAAUAAUGAUAAUAAUAAUAAUAAUAAUAAUAAUAAUAAUAAUAAUAAUAAUAAUGGGAAAAAGAUGUUAGGGGAUUGAGCCGUUAGAUUGCAUUAUUUUGUCCUUAAAUCUGUUUACAUAUAUGAUAAGUGAAUAAUGCUAAUCCUUACAGUUUAUCCUCGUUUAUUAAUCACAAUUUUAAUAUAAAAAGCCAAAACAAUAGAAAUGCAGAAAAAAAAAUGGAAAAAAUUUCCUGAAUAUAUACGUACUACGUAUGCACAGCGCGAAUGAGCUAUGGACUAACAUGAAAUCUUUGUGUAAUUCAAUUCAGUUUAAUAUAUAUUUAUCGUAUUAGAUUAACUUUGUGUGAAAAAAAAAAAUGUGCAAACUGAGUCACCUAUUUUGUGAUCUGUGUUGCUUCCCUCUAUUACGUGGCAGGCGAUUUAUUUUCUUUCUCGGUUAUAUUUCGUGAUCAUUUUGAAGAAUUCCUUGGCUCGUAUUUUUUAAGAGCCUCAGAGAUGAUUGGUCUUGUUCUCAUGACUGUUUUCUCAUUGACGAUAUAGAGUCUUUAUUAAACUAUGACUAACAUCAAUAAUUAAAACACCCUGAGAAAUCCAAAAGUUUCAACUACAAAAUAUUAACCCCUUCAAUACGAUGCCUAUGUAGGCGUCAUGAAGCGCCAGUGGAAUACUCGUAUGACAUGACACCUGCGUAGGCAUCAUGGUUGGAUUCUAUUUCAGUUGUUGAGCGAUCCCGUAUCCUGCCUUGAGUUGUCUUGACAGUCUCCGUAUUGUCCUUGAGGUUCUAUUGCUCCUCCCAGCCCCCCUUUUCCCACCAGUCACGUAAUUGAGUUACCCCACGCCCCACUCUCUAUCCAAAAUGAGGAAGUCUCAUUGGCAGAGCCUUACAUCAUAGUUUACCCCUAUGAUCCUUCCCUUAUCUUCCAUAUCCCACCAUCCUUCUCUUCAUCCUAUACCCCCUUUCCAUAUAUAUAUAUAUAUAUAUAUAUAUAUAUAUAUAGAGAGAGAGAGAGAGAGAGAGAGAGAGAGAGAGAGAGACUCACUUAAGUGAGUAAACACAGCUGCCCACUAAUCUCUUUUCUGAUACUUCGCCUUCCCUUCCUUCCCCAUUUAUUCCUCCUUCACUCAUCACCACCUCUUCUGCAAUUUACUACCCCCAACUACCCCAAAUCGUAAACGUGUGUGUGUGUGUGUGUGUGUGUGUGUCGUACUUACACCCAGGGAAACAAUAACUCCUGCCUCAUAUUUCUAUGACGAAUGAAGGGUUGACUUAGAGAGAGAGAGAGAGAGAGAGAGAGAGAGAGAGAGAGAGAGAAAUUAUAUCAGAAAUCAGAUACGUUACCGCGUUUUUUGAAGCAUCCGGAGUGAAGUGGUUAAAAGUAAUCCGAAACGUUGGAGAAGAUAACCCUUCAUCAAGACUCUAUAUCUGGGGCAGGAGCGGGGAGCAAUAGCAAAAUAGUGGAAAGUUGAAAUAGAUGUGUGUGUGUGUGUGUGUGUGUGUGUGUGUGUGAUAGACAUCCGCUUCUCUACACGCACCGUCACUUCGUAUCCUUUUGAUUACGAUAAACUGUUUGCUGCAGAGGAAAUAUUUGAUAUGUUGUACAAACCUUAGCUUGUUGAAGUUAUUUGGCUUUGUUCAUAAUAUUCUCAGUUUCUUUAUGUAAUAUGCAAUGUGUGUCUCCAGAGAAAAUAAAACUACAAUACUA
This is a messenger RNA of Scylla paramamosain (green mud crab), 4136 nucleotides long. RefSeq lists its product as uncharacterized. The transcript is spliced from 2 exons. Lineage: Eukaryota; Metazoa; Arthropoda; Malacostraca; Decapoda; Portunidae. The record is from RefSeq and is a predicted model, not a curated record. Bases 112 to 969 code for a protein of 285 amino acids.